Drosophila guanche is the source of this 432-nucleotide messenger RNA. It is a transcript of the gene Cdlc2, whose product is annotated as dynein light chain 1, cytoplasmic. Lineage: Eukaryota; Metazoa; Arthropoda; Insecta; Diptera; Drosophilidae. Gene Ontology annotation, molecular function: dynein intermediate chain binding; dynein light intermediate chain binding. Bases 161 to 430 code for a protein of 89 amino acids. Gene Ontology annotation, biological process: cilium assembly; microtubule-based process. The transcript has 2 exons. The record is from RefSeq and is a predicted model, not a curated record. Gene Ontology annotation, cellular component: cytoplasmic dynein complex.
CUCGAGCUAGCAACAACAUUUUCAGUAAAUUUUGGAACGUAAACUCGAAAACAGCUAAAGCGAAACCCAGGCGAAGUUUUCGACAAACGCAAGGGAAAAAAAAUAGAAACAGCGGCAAAAACUGCUCAGGAAAGUGCUUUGAACAAAUAAAGCUGAAGCCAUGUCGGACCGCAAGGCAGUGAUCAAAAAUGCAGACAUGAGCGAGGAAAUGCAGCAGGAUGCCGUGGACGUGUCCACCGCGGCCUUGGAGAAGUUCAACAUCGAGAAGGACAUUGCCGCCUACAUCAAGAAGGAGUUUGACAAGAAGUACAAUCCCACCUGGCACGUCAUCGUUGGCCGCAACUUCGGCUCGUAUGUGACCCACGAGACGCGUCACUUCAUUUACUUCUAUUUGGGCCAGGUGGCCGUGCUGCUGUUCAAGAGCGGUUAAAU